This is a messenger RNA of Pelodiscus sinensis (Chinese soft-shelled turtle), 1835 nucleotides long. Lineage: Eukaryota; Metazoa; Chordata; Testudines; Trionychidae. The record is from RefSeq and is a predicted model, not a curated record.
GGGCAGGGCUGUGGGGGGGCUGAAGGAGGCGGGGCCUGGCUGCAGGAGAGAUUUCAAAAUGACUUCCAUGUUGAGCCGUGCUAUCAGACGCCUCCCUGCUACCUCUGCGUGGGCUUUCAGAUUCUCAGCAAGACCCUUCAGUUGCUCGCCUCUGUCCCAAGCCACAGUCCAGCCCAAAAGUAAGAAAACCUUAGCCAAAAAUGGUGUGAAGAAUAUCGUGGUGGUGGACGGGGUCCGCAUUCCAUUUUUGCAAUCUGGCACCUCAUACGCAGACCUGAUGCCGCAUGACUUGGGUAGAGCCUCGCUGCAAGGAGUCACUCAUCACACUUCUGUGUGCAUUGGCAAAGAAAGCCAUUGAUGCUUCGUUGCGUUUGUGGAUUACAUUAUUUUUGGCACAGUUAUCCAGGAGGUGAAAACAAGCAAUGUUGCUAGAGAGGCUGCCUUGGGAGCUGGCUUCUCUGAUAAGACCCCAGCCCACACAGUCACUAUGGCUUGCAUCUCGUCAAACCAAGCUAUGACCACAGGAGUUGGUCUGAUUGCAUCUGGCCAGUGUGACGUGGUGGUAGCUGGCGGCGUGGAGCUAAUGUCGGAUGUGCCCAUUCGUCACAGUAGGAAGAUGAGGAAGACUCUGCUCUCCCUUAACAGGGCCAAGACCUUGGCACAGAGACUGGCACUGAUUACUAAAAUCCGUCCUGAUUACUUUGCCCCAGAGCUCCCAGCCGUGGCAGAGUUCUCCACCAGCGAGAGCAUGGGGCACUCAGCAGACCGCUUGGCUGCUGCCUUUGCCAUCUCCCGUGUGGAACAAGAUGAGUACGCCCUGCGUUCCCACACUCUGGCCAGAAAAGCCCAGGAUGAGGGGCUGCUCACUGACGUGGUACCCUUCAAAGUGCCAGGCAAAGAUACAGUUCUCAAAGACAAUGGAGUCCGUCCGUCCUCAAUGGAGCAGAUGGGUAAACUGAAAGCUGCUUUUGUCAAGCCUUAUGGGACUGUGACAGCUGCCAACUCUUCCUUUCUGACGGAUGGGGCCUCGGCAGUUCUGGUCAUGUCUGAGGAGAAGGCUCUGGCCAUGGGCUACAAACCAAAGGCCUACCUGAGGGAUUUCGUGUACGUGUCCCAGGACCCCAAGGACCAGCUCCUGCUUGGCCCGACCUAUGGGACUCCGAAAGUGCUGGAGAGGGCUGGUCUCACGCUGGCUGAUAUCGACGUGUUUGAAUUUCACGAAGCUUUCGCUGGGCAGAUUUUGGCUAACCUGAAAGCGAUGGAUUCAGAUUGGUUUGCACAGAACUACAUGGGCAGGAAGUCUAAGGUGGGAGCCCCGCCUCUGGAGAAGUUCAAUACCUGGGGUGGCUCCCUGUCUCUGGGCCACCCCUUUGGCGCCACCGGCUGCCGGCUAGUGAUGACUGCGGCUCACCGGCUGAAGAAGGAAGGAGGGCAGUACGGCCUGGUCGCUGCCUGUGCUGCGGGAGGGCAGGGCCAUGCCAUGAUUGUGGAACUGUACCCCCAGUAACAGCAGAGGAGCAGCUCCGGGGGGCGCCGGGCCCAUGCACUAAGAACGUUUCUGUGACCCUUUCACAAAGGCAUCCCGUGGCCUUGGUAAAUACCUUCUUGUUGCCCUGCCAGUGAUCUGGAACCAGUGAAUGCUCUGUGGAAUACACAUCAUGCCGGUAACCUGGCCCGGCGGCCCCCCGCACUCACCCCAAGCACAGAACUGCCAGGCUCUCGGCGUGCGCCGCCUCAGCGGAGUUCCAGCGCUAGUGCUCAGGAAGGGGGCUGGGGAGUCUGACCCGCUUUGGGACGGAGCUGUAACUGCCUUAAUAAACAGAGAUUAGAUUGAA